Messenger RNA from Myotis brandtii (Brandt's bat), 6809 nucleotides. RefSeq names its product U2AF homology motif (UHM) kinase 1 (gene UHMK1). The record is from RefSeq and is a predicted model, not a curated record. Gene Ontology annotation, biological process: positive regulation of translational initiation; regulation of protein export from nucleus; peptidyl-serine phosphorylation. Gene Ontology annotation, molecular function: protein serine/threonine kinase activity; ATP binding; RNA binding. The coding region runs from base 145 to 1116 and encodes 323 amino acids. Gene Ontology annotation, cellular component: neuronal ribonucleoprotein granule; nucleus. NCBI's taxonomy places the organism in Eukaryota, Metazoa, Chordata, Mammalia, Chiroptera, Vespertilionidae. The transcript has 8 exons.
AAUUUGUUUCUUUUCGUAGUAACUUUGUAUGGAGUCUUUACAAUCCAUUUCUCUCCAAACGUGCCGUCUCGCUGCCUGCUGCUGGAGCUCCUGGACGUCAGCGUUUCAGAGUUGCUCUUAUACUCCAGUCACCAGGGCUGUUCCAUGUGGAUGAUACAGCACUGUGCCCGAGACGUGCUGGAGGCCCUGGCUUUCCUUCAUCGUGAGGGUUAUGUCCAUGCAGACCUCAAACCACGUAACAUACUGUGGAGCGCAGAGAACGAAUGUUUUAAACUCAUUGACUUUGGACUUAGCUUCAAAGAAGGCAAUCAAGAUGUGAAGUAUAUUCAGACAGACGGGUAUCGGGCUCCAGAAGCAGAACUUCAGAAUUGCAUGGCCCAGGCUGGCUUGCAGAGCGACACAGAGUGCACCUCGGCCGUUGACCUGUGGAGCCUCGGCAUCAUUUUACUGGAAAUGUUCUCAGGAAUGAAACUGAAACACACCAUCAGAUCUCAGGAAUGGAAGGCAAACAGUUCUGCUAUCGUCGAUCACAUAUUUGCCAGGAAAGCAGUGGUGAAUGCUGCAAUCCCAGCCUAUCACCUGAGAGACCUUAUCAAAAGCAUGCUGCACGAGGACCCGGGCCGGAGGGCGCCCGCCGACGUGGCUCUGUGCAGCCCCUUCUUCAGCAUUCCUUUUGCCCCUCACAUCGAAGACCUGGUGAUGCUCCCCACCCCGGUGCUGAGGCUGCUCAAUGUGCUGGACGGUGACUACCUCGAGAGCGAGGAGGGGUACGAAGAUGCUGUGGAAGACGUGCGGGAGGAGUGCCAGAAGUAUGGGCCGGUGGUGUCGUUGCUGGUUCCCAAGGAGAGCCCUGGCCGGGGACAGCACAGAGGAGCCUGUCCCCCAGACGGACAGCCUCACAGGCGCUGCAGCCCUCUCCGUGGGGACCACACACCCAGUACAAGGACAGGCCAGGAGCACCUCAACCAGGUCUUUGUCGAGUACGCGAAUGCUGGGGACUCCAAAGCCGCUCAGAAGCUGCUGACGGGAAGGCUGUUUGACGGGAAGUUUGUCGUGGCUACGUUCUACCCGCUGAGUGCCUACAAGAGGGGGUACCUGUACCAGACCUUGCUUUAAUCAGCAGCCUUGGGAGACGUCCUGCGUCUCCGCUUCCAUUUUCCGGUUAUUAUAUUCCACCCAAAUGCAGGAGCACCCCUUCCCGCGGGGGUGGGGGGACACCUUGUACAUUUGUUUCACCUGCUCACGGGCAGCUGUUGCUCAAGCAGUGACUGCACUGCAGACAUGGGCCCCGCGCAGGACGGGCCUCUCCCCAUCCCGGGAGGGUCCCUGCUGCGUGCAGCCUCGACACUCAUUAUUGCAUGUGAUCAUGAGUCGGGAGUGACGGGCCGUGCCCAGCGAGCAUGGACACGCUGUUGGAGUGGUGAUGUCUCCUGCACAGCACUCCUGUGUCGUCCAUGUCCUUGGCGGGCUGGGAGCUCCGUGACGUUACCUCCUUGUCCACACUGAGUUACCAUCGGUCCAGAAGUCCUGUAUUCGAAUAUUCCUUUAAGGAGCCUGCAGUGAGCCUGGCUACAGGCUUUUAAAUUAAGGCUUUUAAGCUGGAAAGCUGAUGCUUGAUGUUGCACAACCUGAUGUCUGGCGUGUGCUCGUGUGAGUGCAGGUGGGGGAGUUAGAGAAAACCUGGGUCGGUCCUUUUCCUGUGAGUCCUGUGAGCUGAUCCCGCCCACACCAACCCAUUCCCCACACAGCAUACCUGUAACGUUCAGGAUGUCAGCUUGUUUGAGAGUUGGCCUGUCUGAUGGAAGGUAAAUGAGAAACAUUCCUGAGAGGCUCAGAGCAAGUGAGUCUAGACUGGGUUCCAUUGAAAUCGCUUAAUUUAGUGGUUGGAUCAGAGGGAAAGUUCUGCCCCGAGCGGCUGCCUCAUUCCAUCUGCGUUAGACCCGGGUGAGCUCAUCUCUGCUGAAUCUCGUGAUCACUGCUGGCUCCCUCAGAGUGUUCUCCCUGCAUGACGGGAACUGAGUGGCCAAAAAGAACAAGCUCGAUGUUCAGUGAAAGCAGAAGAAGAAGCAGUGGGCACAGGGUGGGUGACGGGGGUUCUACUGUCUGCUCCCUCCUUCCCUGGCGGAGCCAGCGCCUCGCCCUCAAGGUCUGAAGUCAGGAAGGUGAGGCCGCCCAGAUGGGAUUUGGAAGGAAGGAAAACUGCACUGAGGUCGGGGACACGGGGUCACGGGGUCACGGGCUUCCUGUCACUUUACUGCAGAUUGUCUGUAAGGGUUUAAACUUAGGGAACCUUUAUAAAGCACUGAUUAUACAAAAAGUAGUCGUGUACAGAGUAUGACCUUUUUGUUUCCUUUCCUAAAUGAAAUUGCUAUUUUGUUUUUUUCCUAAGGAAUGUUCUUGUGUGUCUUGCCCACUGGAGCUGUGCAGGCCACCGAGAGCCCCGAGCCCCAGCGAAGCUUAAACUUCAGAGGGGAGUUCUGGGACCUGUGCAACAGCGACUGUCCCAUAGUUCAGUUGCUUAGUCACCAAAUUGUCUAGCCUCUUAGUGUGCACUCGGAAGCCCAGUUUUGCGUAGAGGCUGGUCCCGGGGGAAGUCAGCGGGUCCGCACGGCCCUGCGGAGGAGGAACUCUUCCCUGUGCCCUUGCAGAGGCCAGUUAGUGGUUUGAUUCCAAACACUAAUUCAAGAGAAUGAACCGUACGGUGGGACCUAAGCGGUCCUGAGACACAUGUUUGUGCGGGUGGUAGCUUCCCUGGUGAUGAAAAACCUGGUCCUUCUCUACCUGCCGGUGAACACAGUACAGGGGGAUUCUUUUCGAGGGCAAGCAUUCUAGGUGAGCACUGAACCUCGCAUUCCCCCGUCCUGACCACCAAAACCCAAGUCCUUAGAAUAAAUGCUGCAGUGGCUUCUGGCAAUGGCUGCCUAUUCCGCGCUGCGUCCUACAGCGCUCCUCCGUUCUCGUCUCAGUGCUGUGCAUGCAAAUAUUUGUGUGGUGUUUAACACACAGAGUGUCAUACAGAAGAUGCUGGUAGAUUAUAAGGGAGCUGAGGGAAUACUUGGUGAGCCUAAGUACCAUUUAUUGAAUUAAAUAUUUUAUAUUAAAGCCACAAAAUUGAAAAAAGAUGCCUCCUAUGAUUUAAAUUAUUUCCUAGCUCUUAGCCCAUUACUACCAAAGACAUUUGUAUUCUUCUCACAGGAUCAGAAAUUCAGUCUUAGUAUCUUCUUAAACCUCAACCAAAUAUUUUCAAAGAUGCCCUUUUCAUGAUUCAUUUAGGGUGAAAUAUAUGCACAGAUUUAGAUCCUUUGAAAUUAUUAAAAACCUAGAAAUUUUCUUUUUGAAAGGUGAGGGGUCAUGUCACUUAACCCCAACCCUUUUGGGAAAAUUUGAUCUCAGGUAGUUUUUCUUUGCUGAAUUAGCAUCUGUGCUUCCUUCCUUCUCCUCCCCGCCCACCAGUUUCUUUUUCUUUGUUCAUGGUUUCAAGGUGUGUUUUUGCCCAGACAAAGGCCUGUAAAUUGGUUCUUCUGUGGUGUUUUGGUUGUUUGGAGAGAGAUGUUGAGGUUGGCAGGUAGCACUUUCCCAGCUUCGAAGCGUCUGUAAGAAGAAGCAUCAGGCUGCACUCGCCCUUGAAGGAGACUAGAGACUCCUGCAGGGGAGGCUGCCUGUGGGCCUGGUGUCCCCUUGGGCCCGUCCUCCCCGCAGCCCUGAGAGCUCCCUCUGCUGGGCCCUGAUCAAACUGCGCCCUACACCUUGGUCCUGGAGCACACACUGCCAGCUGCUGGCAUGCUGGCUUUCAUUCACUGUUGUAAAGUUCCAUUGUACUGGGUUUAUAUUUAACCUUAGAGCAAGUUUAUUUUAAGGAAUGCUGCCAGAAACAUUGCUGCGAGUGGGGGAGACUGCCUGCCUGAGGCGGUUUUCUCUGAUUACCCAGCUUUCACCUGCUUGCACUGGCCACCCCUCCUGAAGGCCACAGCCCUCACCUGGCUCAGGGCUUGAGUUUACUGAUCAAAUGCAGGUCCCUGACACUUUGGCAUCAGUUUCUUUUUAGGUCUUAUUUUUCACUUACCAUUGGUAGGCCCGUCUUACAUAAUUUCUGCUACCAGUGACACCUGGCAGGGGGACGUUGUUUUUGAUAAUUUAAUGGAAACCAACACCAUCAUAACUGAUAGCAGUUAUAACAGUUUGUUUCUGGGUGAGAGAGUGGGGGAGACGCUCAGGAACCGAGGCUGGCAUGCUGGGUGCGGCUGCGGCUGUUCGGGGGGCGCAGGUGGGAUCACAUCGGACUUAGUCUGCAGGUGAGCAGGUGUCCGAGGUUUAAGCAAGUGCCUUGUUUCCUGGAAACACUGACACUCUUUGGGCUGGAAGCUUCCCAGGUGGUGACAAUGAAUGGCACCCCUGGCUUUUCCUGGAAUAACCUUUGGGUGGAGUCACAGUAAAAAGUCCAACGUUUCCUUGGUUUACCUUUUCGUGUGUGUGUAAACCUAUUCAUGUUUAACUUCCCCCAAUGUUACACUUGCUGGAAAGCCAGAGCCACCUGGUAGCAUCUGGUUCUUCCUCGGGUCUAGUUCCAUGUCUACACUAAGCUCCCCGAGUCCUGCCCCGCUGGCUCUGACGCAGCUCAUGUCGUUCUUGUCCAGGGGGCACCUCCAGACCAGCCCGGGGGCAUCUUUCCCAAGGUGCUCAGUGACCCCUUCCCCUCCAGAGGGUCGUCUUUCCACGUGAGUGGCGUGCUGGCUUUCUCUGAAGACGAAACACUGCAUCUCCCCACAGGGAGCCCGCUGAGCCUCCCGCGUCGGGACGAGCGGCACUGCCAGCAGCAAGGGCACAGGGCCCCUCGGUCUCAGCACCAGCCUCCAGAGUGCUUUGCUCAGUUAGGUCAGCUCCCUUCACCUGCCAGGUGCACCCUGUCUGUUAGCUCCUGUUUCAUGUUUGACUUGUUUAAAUUGUACAAUGACCAGUAGGUUCACAACAAUGGUGCACAGUUGACAAGUGCUGUGAAUAUUUAAAAAGGCAAAGCAAUUUUAACUAUUUCUGCUGCAAUUUUAUAGGAGCAGGUCUGUAAAAAAAAAUGUACCUACAAGCCAAGAGCACUGAGUUUUUUUAUUUCGCAGGGGGACCUCAGGUGACGGGCACAGCCUGUGCUCUCCCACAGGAAGUUUUCGCCGUCUCCUGCAGCUCAGCGCUUGGCUGUUCAGCACUGCUUCUGCGAUGACUGACGCUUUAAAUUUGCUUUACUUGUGCUUGUUAGAGAGUUGUCAUAACCAUGACAGAUGUGUUUGUGGCACCGUGAAUGCUGGCAUUCAUGGGAAACUUCUGCCUGCGUGGUCCUUCCCACGGGGCCCAGUGGCUGGCACGGCGGGUGUCCUAGCGACACCAGAGUUCCCUGAAGCCACACGUGCUUCAUGAUGGGGGUUCCAGCACUUUCACUUCAAGGCAAAGAGCAGCAUUCUGUCUUAUUUGCCUAUGACCAUUAGUCCUCGUGCAGAAUAGAGCUUAUUUUGUUAAUGAAAAUAAGUCACAUUCGGAAUAAGAAGAAAAACCCAACCGAAUUGUUAGUUCUGUUCCUUUUUGGGAAACCUGUGUAAACACUAGAGCUGUUUGUUAUCAGAAACACGGAUCGUCAGCAAGAGAAUUAUUUGUAGGCACUUUCGUACCCCAAUUUGGAUUGUCUUCCGCUGCUAGGUGAUCCCCAAAUAGUGCGAUGUCAGGACGGGAGAGCUGCCCGCCCCCCCCUCGGUCUGGUGUGCUCUGCAGCGGUUACUGUGCUGCGUGGGCGCCAGAGCUGCUGUGGGAGAGCAAGGAAGAGAAAGAUAAGAGGCAGCAACAGUGAUGAGGGCACAACUGCUUCCUGGCUGGUGUCGGUGACCUUCCAUGGAGUGUGUGACUGAGAGGUGUCUUUUUUGAGGUCCGGUUUGGGGCCUGUAGCAUAGUCCGUUACCUUCCUGCACAUUCCUCUAUUGUUCACCCAGAAAAUUCUUUUACGUGUGUGUGGAACCAGGUUGACUACCUUGUUCGAUUUGUCCUCAUUUUUAAAAUAAAUGUUUGGAGCCCAGCUUUUGUGCGUUCAGUGCACGUCCACGCUCAUGUAGGCCAGGGAUAGACUGCCCCGGGGCGGCCAGUCCCACGCUCCCCUGCAGGUGGGGCCAGUGGGAGGGAGCAGUGUUUGUUCAUGCGAAAGCUGAGCUGCACGACUGCACACCUGCUUGCAGGGGCCGAGCGGCCAUCCUUCCCGCAGGGCAACGCCCCAUCCUGCGCUCUUUGGGGGAAAUCUGAGGUACCCUGACAGUCCUUUAUGUGCUCGCCACCGCAUGCAGUCGGGUGGGAGGGCUGUGCUCACGAUGUGAGCUCCCUCUGUGGCGUGUGACUGCUGGGCCACAGGCGGACACCCCGAAAGCCUGUGGGUUUGCCCUCGCUGAGAGCUACUGGAAACGGCGUGCUGCUUCCGGGCCAUAGUCUCUGUUCCUGGUGACGUCUUGUCUGUGAGUUGUUUUUCAGGACUGAGUGGGACUGAAUGUCGCUGGGAUCGGUGCCGAGAAGUUACUUCUCAGAUCCCUACAUCGAUUUCUACUCGAGUCUUAAAGCUGUUUUUCUUGCUGAGUAGCAAAGAGCCUUUAUUUUCCACUUUCCUACGUACCGGAAGUAUGGGCUCUGUGUUGCUGUUGAGUGUAUUGUGUGUAGUUUUUGCUGACAACUUUUGUGAACACAAAUGCCUUGUUCAGUUUUGUUGUAAACUGACGCACCAUGAGAUGCACUGUUGAUAUGCUUUCUGAUGUCUGUUUGAUAAGGGUGGUAAAAUAAAGCUUAAAAAUAAA